Molecule: messenger RNA, 297 nt
Organism: Alternaria viburni
Lineage: Eukaryota; Fungi; Ascomycota; Dothideomycetes; Pleosporales; Pleosporaceae
Exons: 3
Coding region: 1-297 (98 amino acids)
Source: RefSeq, a predicted model, not a curated record
AUGGAAGGACUUUCGAUCGCGGCGAACGGCCUCGCUGUCAUAUCUGUAGCUUUCCAACUUACCGAAGCCUGCAUCAAACUUUACACGUUUUGGGAGACAGUCGAAGAUGCUCCUCGGGAGAUCAUUGCCAUCAAGGAAGAUCUACGCUUCCUCAUCUCAGUCUUCCAGAAAGUCGAAUCCCAUGGCAACAGUCUUGGUGGUUGUCUAGCAGAAGGUGUACAACACUGCCGAGCCAAGAUUGCACUUUCAAAGCUGCGCUUCACAGCAAACAUAUCCAACGGUUCCGUGACUCUUUGA